CACAGCCUGAACCCUGCAGGAGCAAAGCUGAACAUCAACAUCUUCUGACUCCUCUGGUCCAUCCCAACCACUGCAGUCAUGAAUGUAGGUAUCUGUGUGUGUGUUCUCCUGGCUGCUUUAUCCAGUGGUUCCCUGAGUCUGCCCUCACAUGCCAUGUCACAGAGAGCUGAGGGUGAGGUCCUGGCCACAGACAGCCUGCCUCCACACCACACACGUCAGGCCCGCUCAGCCCCAGCGCCCCCCUCAGGGCAGCUAGCCAGCUACAACCAGCCCCAGGCGGACGCAGACGCUCGAAACAGCCUGAGCCAGCUACUGGCCAGACUCAUCUCCAGGAAAGGCUCUCCAUACCAGACCAGAUCCUCCCUCACCAGCAGAGCCAGCGGUCUUGCCCCCAGCCAUAGGAUAAAGGACAGAGAUUACCUUGGCUGGAUGGACUUUGGACGACGCAGUGCAGAGGAGUAUGAGUACUCCUCCUAAAGGCGUGGCUUGCUUUCGCCCAAACCUGAGUUACAACCCACAACAACCCCCCCACCCCCCCAAAAAAUGUCAAAGAAUUACGAGCCCUUUUCACACUGCACUUACUGUAACCAAGGGCUGACUUGACUGAUCCUAGAAUGAGUUUAGCAUCAUUACAUAGAAGCAGAGAGGAGGAAGAUCCUGCAAUCCAUGCUGACGCUAAGAGCACUUUCCAAACCGCUCCUCACAGUGUGUCACAAUUAUAUUCAAGCACAAAAUUUAAAGGAUAAGGCCUCUGUAUUGUUUUUACUGUCAGGAAAUCAAAUGGAGAAAUCAAAACCAACAGUGUGUUAGUCCGUCUCUCAACACCUUCUGAAUUCUCUACUCGCUCUGUGGCUCUCAGCCUCGAGCCUGUUUGUUUCUAUUGAAGGCACAGAUGAUUAAAAAAUGCUCACAAAUAUAUACUUUCAUUUUUGCAAGCACUCAGUCAUUUAGUAAGAGCUGUAGGUUUUAGCAAAUGCUAUUCAAAAAGGGGACUAUUUUCUGAUGCAGAUUAACACAGAGUUGAUGCUCUAGUGAGUGUCCCAGCAGCAGCGGGGUGUUUGAGUGGUUGAGUGAAAAUAUGCGUUUUCAUGGUGAUGAAGGAACAUGUCAGCCAGUGCAACAGUGUGGCUCACCGAUGUGUUUUAGUAGUUUGUGGACAGCAAUGGAGGCCUAUGGCACAGGUAAUACUCAUUUGACCAUUCAGCUCAUUGUUGGUACUGGUCUCCAUGAGAUUUUGUUGACAGUAAGAAAAAUCUAGAAUAUCAGCAGGACUAUCCUAUAAGACCAACAGGGGUCAAACACAAGGUAAGUUAGCUUUUACUGCUUUACAGCUCAACAGAUAUUUGCUCUUUGACAACACUGAGCAAAUUUAUAUUUUCUGAAUUGACAUAAUUUCAGCAGAUGUUGAACAGAAAAGAACUCACCAUGAACAAACACACCGAAAAAACCUGCUCAUUUAAAUACAACAUUCAGUCUCAUUCCAAUGAGGAACUAGUUUCUUAGGCUCCAAAUUUAAUGUCACUCGAAGUAGCGUUCAAGACAUUUUACUAACAAUUGAAAAUGUUUUGAAGCCCUUCUAUUGGACCUUAAUGAGCCACUUAGGGGUCUUCAGCAAACUGGACCAAAAGUGGGAUUUAAUCAUGUGUCUUUGAUUGGAACCUUAAUGCACCCAGCUAACGGCAGCCCAGAUCCUCAGUUCACUUCAACUUCACCCAAGUUCACGGUAAAAAAGUCUUUUCAUAUCAGACCAUGUGCAAGUAAAGACUACAGCAGUGUGAAAAUGACAUUAAAAAUGUAGCAGAGGUUAAUUUUACAGCAGUGGCAUGGAGUCAGUAGUAGUCAGAAGAAAGGAGGCUGACGCAACAGCAACUUUUCACCCCAAACCCCGCCUGCUGAAGGUAACCCUGGGCUAAAAACGUGCAGUGUGAAAAGCACAAGGUGUUGUGUACAUGAGAUGCUUGGGAGUCUCCCUAUCAUUGCAUAAUGGCCCUCCAUGGCAGAUGCAUUAAAAUCAGGAUUACAAGUACUGCAUACAUGAAUAGAAGAGUGUUUUUGUUCUUUUUAAAAGAUUAUUAUAUAUGUAUGUAUGUAUGCACUCUUAAAGGUUAAGUCCCUGUAACAGAUAAUAUGUUUCUACCAACUUUCAGAUUCAAUAAAAUUCAAAAUAAAGCUCCAGCGUCCUCCGAUGUCACAGAGAAAUGAAUUCGUUUGGCAUUAUGUUUGCACAGUUGGUGGGCUGAUCCCAAGCAUUUUAUGUAGCUGCUGCCUGCAUUCAGGGGUGUACAACAGAGAGAAAUGCUGGACGUCUGUCUGUGGGUGUCCUUCCACAUGAGCAUUUGGUGCAAUUCACCAGGGCUUCUUAGACUGUAUGAUAGCCAGGACAUUACCAUUAAUGUCUAUUGCAGACAUAGAUCAGGCAUUCCCAGGAUUAGCACUUGGAAUAAUGAGCCAGUUGCCUGACAGGGAGUUAAUUGAAAACUAGGUUGAACACUGUUUUAGAACUGGCUCUGAAAUUUCAAUUAGCUUUAUAUUAUACACGAGAUUAAUGUCAGACAUCUGUGUUAGGAGCUAUUGACUGCACAGAAGCUGCUGUAAAGAACAACGUGAUAGUCUGUCCCUCUGGGAAAUGAAACUAAGCUUUGAUACGCUGCAGAAAGUCAGGGGACACUUCUUAUCUUACUGUGGACUUCAAAAAUGACCAGGUUUUAACACAUACUGUAACUCAAUGCCUCCAGGUGAAUUAAAUCAAAUGCUAAUAAGUGGAACAUAAACCUGAAUGCACCCAGUUGUAGAGAAAAUAUAAUCAAAUCAAACCUUUUAGUUUGGAAAUAAAACUUGUCUCCAGAAAAAAGAUGAUGAUCGGGUAUCUGAUGUAAAUUUGUAAAAUGGAUAUGAAGCAAUAUAAAUGUAUGUGUAUAUGAUUUUUGAUGAAAACGUUGUUUGUGAUUUAUCAAUCACUCUGGGAAUGAAUAAAAUACUACAAUGAC
Messenger RNA from Chelmon rostratus (copperband butterflyfish), 2987 nucleotides. RefSeq names its product cholecystokinin a (gene ccka). Gene Ontology annotation, cellular component: extracellular region; axon. The transcript is spliced from 4 exons. Gene Ontology annotation, molecular function: neuropeptide hormone activity. Gene Ontology annotation, biological process: digestion. The record is from RefSeq and is a predicted model, not a curated record. The coding region runs from base 79 to 477 and encodes 132 amino acids. Lineage: Eukaryota; Metazoa; Chordata; Actinopteri; Chaetodontiformes; Chaetodontidae.